Molecule: messenger RNA, 1086 nt
Organism: Micropterus salmoides (largemouth bass)
Lineage: Eukaryota; Metazoa; Chordata; Actinopteri; Centrarchiformes; Centrarchidae
Product: coiled-coil domain-containing protein 148-like
Exons: 5
Coding region: 231-662 (143 amino acids)
Source: RefSeq, a predicted model, not a curated record
AGCUGCAGCAGUGGCGGGCCCAGCAGGAGGAGGUGGCGAAGCUGGAGGCAGCUAUAGCUGCUAGACAGCAGGAGGAGGAAGAGGCGAGGUUAAAGAGGGAGCAGGAGAAGGAGACUGCCAUCAGAUCGCAGCAGAAAGAAAAAGUCAGGCAGUUUUAUUUAAAGCAGCAGAAGAGGAGGGAGGUGCAAGGGCAGAGGGAUCAAGAAAGACUCGCUAAUCUGAGAAGCAUCAUGGAGGAACAGGCAAGGCGAGAUAAAGAGAGGGUACAGUUUCGGGCAGAUAUGUUGCAGUGGCGAAGGGAGGAGAGAGAGGCGCGGGAGCUUGAGCGGCAGAGAGAAGAAGAAGAGAAACAGAAUCGUCUGGAAGUUCUCAGAAACCAGGUUGGGGUGGUGGCAGAGGCAGACCCAGAGAGGAUGAUGGCAGAUACAGAGGCUUGGAGAAGUCGACACUUGAAUGUAAAGUUUGAGUUUGAGCUCCAAAGGCCUCUCUACAGUAUUAACACGUACACAGACACACAGAUUGUAUCUGAUCCAAGAGUGCGGGUUGAGCAGGCUCUGCGGGAGGCUGGUCUGCACCACAGCCAGUAUGCCCAAGAGGUUCUGUCUGUUAUCAAGCCCCCUAAACCACCUAGACGAGAUACCAAAUCCACACUGAAAUUCUGAACAUCUGACCCCAAAAAGGGGGUUGUCACAUUAUUUAGAUCUGCCAGCUCUUGUUCUGGUACUGAGCAUUAUAUUAAAUGUAAUUUUUCUAAGCUGCAUGUAUAAGAAUCAUAUGAAGUUGGACAGAUUCUGCUGCUUGGUUGUCCAGCUUCUGUAGUCACAAACUCAUAUACAGUAGCUAUAGUAUUGACCACAAGUGACACAGUGCAAUUACUAUUAAUGACUUUUAUUGUAGGGUUAAUAGUCUGCAGCAUCUCCUGAGAAAUACAUCAUAUCAUUCAUUGUGUUUGAGCUCUGAUAAACAUGUACCUCCAACAAAUGAUAAUGACCUCUCUGCACAUUUAUCACUAUGUACUGACUGCCUAUGCUACUUUCAGGAAGUUUUAAUUUGCAUAAACAAGCUUGUACGGCAGAAGCUACAAAA